UACAUGUACCUAGGCACAGCAAAAAGUGGCGGCCUCUGGAGAGGCGAGAGCUGUUACAAGUGCCUGGAAGCUUCCCCCGGCUAGUCGUUUCGUCGGUUCUCUUACUUCCGCCCACCGAACUGCGGGAACUGCGGGAGACUGUGCUGCCGCCCGUGUGACACGAUUCGGGGUCUUCCUCGGUUGCGCUCAACCAUAUUCAAGUCUAGCUAGAUCUGUCAAGAUCAUAGGUGGUGCCUCCCCUCCUACCACUGCCGUCGUAAGGAAUCAUUGAAAGUUACAACCAACACGGGCAUGGCCGACUUUGAUGCUCCUUCGGGGCCUCCGCCGCCCAAAGUGCCGGAAGGCUGGGUUGCGCGAUGGAACGACCAGUACAAGGAAUGGUUCUACGUAAAUACCUACACCAAGAAAUCGCAAUGGGACAAGCCCACCGCACCUGCACGGCCGCCCGGCGACGACGCCCCUCCCGGCCCGCCACCGUCGUACACGCCCGGGGGUGGGAGCGCGCCGACUGACACGAAGACGAACCCCUACGGUGACCGCGACGGCGGGGGCGGUGGCGGUUCAUCGACCGAGGACGAGGACGCGAGGCUCGCGCGCCAGCUGCAGGCCGAGGAGGAGGCGAGGGCCCGCUCCAGCCACAGCCCCGGCGGGGCCGCGGCGACGUACGGCAGCACGCCCGUGCCCCAGGACAACCAGUUCCCGAACCAGCUGCCGCCGCGGCCCGAUAGCGGCGGCGCCCCCGGGUCCAGGGGCCUGCUGGGGAAGCUGUUUGGCAAGGGCAAGAACUCCGCCCAGGGCGGCUACCCCGGCCAGCAAGGGGGUUACGGCCAGCCCUCGUACGGACCGCCGCAGGGUGGCGGGUACGGGCCUCCGCAGGGUGGCGGAUACGGCGGGUACCCCCCGCCGCAGCAGGGUUACGGUGGCUAUCCCCCGCAGCAGCAGGGAUACGGCGGCGGAUACCCCCCGCCAGGCGGGUACUACGGCGGUGGCGGCUACCCUCCUCCGCAGCAGCAGUACGGCCGCCCCGGUAGGACCGGUGGUGGUGGCAUGGGUGCUGCCGGGGGCGCCGCGCUGGGUCUCGGCGCGGGCAUGAUCGGCGGCGCGUUGAUAGGCAACGCCAUCAGCGACUCGCAGCAUGACGCUUACCAGGAUGGAUACCAGGACGGCCAGGACAAUGACUAUGGUGGCGAUGGAGGAGGCGGCGACGACAUGGGAGGUGGUGACUUCUAAACUUGGACGAAUGGCCUUGUUGCUUGAACUUGGUAUCCCGUUCUGCUUCCUUUCCUGCCAAACUAUCUGUGCGGCACUGGUGCUCUCAGCACUAAGCAUAUCUCAAAGGUCGAUGUGUGUGAGCCGAGACUGAAUUCCUAGUUAUCACGAUAAACUUUGCAUGAACCAGAGGCGGAAACGCUAUGGAUGAUGAUGAUGAAGCGAAAUUCUACAUAGCAUCCCAUGGAAACCGGUUCAUAUUGCUCAAUACAAGAA
This is a messenger RNA of Phialemonium atrogriseum, 1485 nucleotides long. RefSeq lists its product as uncharacterized. Lineage: Eukaryota; Fungi; Ascomycota; Sordariomycetes; Cephalothecales; Cephalothecaceae. The record is from RefSeq and is a predicted model, not a curated record. The transcript has 4 exons. Gene Ontology annotation, molecular function: protein binding. Bases 292 to 1230 code for a protein of 312 amino acids.